This is a messenger RNA of Aegilops tauschii subsp. strangulata, 1355 nucleotides long. Lineage: Eukaryota; Viridiplantae; Streptophyta; Magnoliopsida; Poales; Poaceae. The record is from RefSeq and is a predicted model, not a curated record.
AGAUUCGAUUACUUGGAGAGGAUACAAUGCUUAGAGCAUCUCUAGUGGAUGGUGUAAAUUUGGACGUGUAUAUCUCCAUAUACACGUCCAUAUACACCUUGCUAAAAUAUACACCUCUCAGCUUUUCAGUGGAACGUGUAAAUUUGGACGUGUAUAUUCCAACGGCUAUAUUUUCAAACGGCUAUAUUUCCAACGGCUAUAUUUUCAACGGUCGUAUUUCUAGUCUAUAUAAACCACCCCUACCAUCUCUCUUCUAGCACUUCUAUCUGUGACUUCUCUUCUCACCUAGAUUUCUCUAUCGUCUCUCACGCAACACAAUGAACACAUCCACUUUGGACAUGAGUUCUUUGUCAUCUUCAUCUGGCGACGAUGAACUCAUACUUGCAGCAUUCGCCGAGCGCGAGGAGGAAGAGAGGAUGAACGCUCGACGCCAUGGCGGUUCCAAGCAUGGACGUCAAACAAUCAAUCGAGGAAGAGAUGCCGGAUUUGUUCUUCUGUGGGACGACUACUUCAAAGAAGUUCCUCGCUAUCCCGAACAUUUGUUUCGACGAAGAGGUUCAUUUAGGAUGUCCCGUAAUUUGUUCAAACGCAUAGCCAAUGGUAUACUUGAGCAUGAUUAUGAUGGUUAUUUUACUCAAAAAAGAAGUGCUUCUGGAGCUCUUAGGUUACAUCCUCUGCAAAAGAUGACCACGGCAAUGCGGAUGCUAACAUAUGGAAUAGCAGCUGAUGGUGCUGAUGAGUACAUCCGGUCUGCUGAGGCUACUAAUUUAGAGUCUUGCAAGAAAUUUGUGAUCAAAGUUUGUGAAGUUUUUGAGGAAAGGUACCUGAGAUCUCCAAAUGAAGAAGACAUUGCUAGGUUACUUGCAAUAGGGGAGGAAAGAGGAUUUCCUGCUGAAGGCCAAACUCCUCCAGUGAAUUAUAGCAUCAAUGGCCAUCAGUACACAAUGGGGUAUUAUCUUGGAGAUGGUAUCUAUCCAUGGUGGGCAACAUUUGUGAAGAGCAUACCAGCUCCAGAUACCAGAAAACAUAAAACUUUUGCCAAGAGGCAAGAGGGGGCUAGGAAAGAUGUGGAACGAGCCUUUGGAGUUCUUCAAUCCCGUUUUGCCAUUGUUCGUGGACUUGCUAAAGGAUGGAAACGUAAAGAAAUCGGUGAUGUCAUGAAAGCUUGUGUCAUAAUGCACAAUAUGAUAGUUGAAGAGGAGCGACAAACUGGUCGGCAAAGCUGCACUUUUGAGGCAAUGGGAGAAAGAGUCACGGUCUCUCGUACUCAUGCGGAACAACUGAGCUCUUUUAUUCAGAUGACUCACCGGAUUAUAGAAAUCAAGGUGAACAUGAUCAGCUUAAACUUGAUCUAA